UCUCAGGUCAUAUUUUAACAUAAAAUCUACUCCUUAAGUGAUAAAAUUGUUUUUUUUUUUAAUCGUGUGUCGUACAAAGACUGGGUUUCUUUGUCAAGUUGGUUCCGGUUAAAAGUGGAGCCAAAAGUGACUAGAAAAUGCCUCUCAGGCCUCUUGUGCCCCUAUCAGCACUUGCUCUGCUUGGCUGGUGUUGGUACACCUUCAGGAGGAAGAGCAACUUGCAGCAGAACACUAAGGAAGAAUUGUCUGUUUCCUUUUCUGCUAGAAAGCAAAGUACAGUGGAGAAUGUUGUGGAACAAGAUACCGCUGUUGCUGAAACUAAAACUACACCUGAAGCACAGGAUGUGAAAACCCAUUCCCAUUUUCAGUCACAGGAAAAACAAGUGGAGGACCAAAAUGUUGAUCUUAGUUGCUCUCAACUCUGUAGUACUAUGAGUGAAUCGUCGGUCCUGUCUGCGGCCUCAACCGCCACUAUUCUCACCUCCACUCCAAUUGUACGACUUGUGAAAGGAAUUCGACCAGAGCCAGAAGGCGAGGUUUCCAGAGCUCAAGCAUCUCUGCUUCUGGCUGAGAAGCCAGAAACGGAGCUGGAAAAAGAGGACGACUCUGUUAAAGGUCGCUCAGACUUUAAAGAGAUGAAAGAGACGGAGUCUUUUGCACAGCAGCCCACAGGGAUCGUCUGCCCCAAAGAGAACGGAGUCACUAGCAUGUCUGAAAAGCAAAGCGAAAGAAGCCCAAGCCUGAGUGAAUCCGGUGGCCUGGUCGUCGAGGCUAUCAAUGGUGCUACUGAAGAGAUCACUGCAAUUGGUGGUGGCAUUUUAAAAAGAAAAGGUCAGGCGGAACCAGGGGUAACUCCACAAAGCCAAGUGCAACUUCAAAAAGAAAUCGAGAAGAAUAACAGUUUAGCGGUCACUGAGACGGCGGAGGAAAGCGUCUCUGCGGUACACACCCCAAGAGACCCGUCUUCAACAUUCCCAGCAGAAGAGGAUUCAGGUUGUAGCACGUGCCAUUCAGAGGAAGGGAUUGAAGCAGAGAAAGCUUUUAGCAAGUCUCGAGCUGUGGAGAAAACGUCCAGCAGCAUUUCAGUGUCUUUUAAAACUUGCCAUGCCACAGACCAAAAAAGUGAAAAACUCACAAGAGCAAAAGCAGAUGCUUCUAAAGGCGCUAACAGAUUACAGUGCGUGAACGGAGAGAGCUGGAUCACAAGCAAGCGAGCCACGCAGUCUAGGAACUCAUCCCACACUCUGUGGAACAUCGAGGUGCCAGCGCACCUUGUUGGGCGAUUAAUUGGAAAGAAAGGGAAAUACAUUUCCUCCCUGAAGCAAAGUUCUGGAGCAAAGAUCUAUGUGUCUACUCUUCCUUACACGUUCGAGUUUCAGAUCUGUCAUAUAGAGGGGUCUGAGGUGCAGGUGGAAAAAGCUCUGGCGCUUAUCAGAAAAAAGUUCAAAGAUUUGGAUUUAAGUAACCGCCUGAGCAGUUUACAACCUGCUGUGGUGCAUCCUAUACCUAUCACUUCUUGGUUGAUGCUCCCCCAGGAUGGAACUGUGGAGGUCAUUGUACCUCGGGUGGAAGCAGCUAAUUACCUGUUUGUUCAGCAGCACACACAUCCCACCUACUAUGGCUUGCGCAGUCUCUCAGAACAGAUGCUCUACUGCUACUCCCAUUCAGGAUGCCCCAGCCUACCCACUCCUGUGGAAGCAGGGGUUUUGUGCGCAGCCCCAUCUCCUGACAGUGCCUGGUGGCGGGCACAGGUUAUUCAGCAUUAUAAAGACUCAGAUAUUGUACAGAUCAGAUACGUGGACUAUGGAGGCUACGUAACGGUUAACCUCAGUUCUCUCAAGCAGAUCAGAUCUGAUUUUGUGACAUUGCCUUUCCAAGCAUCUGAAGUUAUGUUAGAAAACUUAGCACCUUUGCCAGGAAAAGGCAGGUUUUCAAUUGAAGCACAUGAGGCUCUUGAGGAAUUAACACAAGGGAUCCCUUUAAUCAUGAAGGUUACCGGCAGUCAGAGUGGACUGCCCUUAGUGCACCUCUGGCGACACACAGGAGAUGAGAUGAUUUCAGUGAACGGCCUGCUGGUGGAGCGUGGGCUUUGCUCGUGGUUGGACAGCCACUGAUGUUGAAGCCUGUACAUGUCUGCUUCACCUCAUCUCCCCCAUAAGGCCACUCUUUGCCCACAUGGGCCUUUGCGUGUAUCGUGUAAAAAUCAUGUAAUUUAUGUUUAUUAAUUAUAAAAAUAAACUUAUUAAAGGGGGGAAAAAUUAAAAAUGUGGGGAGUACACUUCUGUGCACAUAUAUUAAGAUGUAAGGUUUCCUUAUUGAACAGUUUUUUUUUUUUUUUUUUUUUUUUUUUUUGCUUUGCUUAAUGUUUGUGUAUGUGUUAUGUCUGUGAAAUGUAUGUACAUAUUAAUCCUAAACCUGUCUAAUUUCCUAGUGACACUGUUAUAGGUUUGUUUUUGUUUUUUUUCAAUUGUGUUCCUUUGCUGCACAUCUUUUCCCAAUUUCAAAAAUGGGGAAUCUUAAGUAGGAUGUGAAUCUAAUACGAGUCUGUUGGUGUCCUCCUGCUAGGCUGAAGUACAGACAAAAAAAAAAAACAUCUUUCUAAAGAAAUCACUUAAUGUGCGAACUUAAUAAUAUUAAUGCCAUUAAAAAAUAAAUGGAUGAACACA
Messenger RNA from Clarias gariepinus (North African catfish), 2666 nucleotides. It is a transcript of the gene akap1a, whose product is annotated as A kinase (PRKA) anchor protein 1a. The transcript has 11 exons. NCBI's taxonomy places the organism in Eukaryota, Metazoa, Chordata, Actinopteri, Siluriformes, Clariidae. The record is from RefSeq and is a predicted model, not a curated record. Gene Ontology annotation, molecular function: RNA binding. Bases 138 to 2114 code for a protein of 658 amino acids.